This is a messenger RNA of Sporothrix schenckii 1099-18, 405 nucleotides long. RefSeq lists its product as uncharacterized. The record is from RefSeq and is a predicted model, not a curated record. Lineage: Eukaryota; Fungi; Ascomycota; Sordariomycetes; Ophiostomatales; Ophiostomataceae. The transcript has 2 exons. Bases 1 to 405 code for a protein of 134 amino acids.
AUGUACUUUGUAUGUCAAAAGGUUGCGUGCUUUGCCAAAGGUCGCCUCUUCUUGUUUCCGCGAGCCUUCCCCGAGCAGUUCGAGGUCGGCAUGGGUACUCUUGCUUUUCCUCCGGCUCCAUCAUCGCUGUCUCUCGACUCUGGUUGGACAAAAGCCGAUGAGGACGACGACGUCCGUGAUGAUGAGAUCUCUCUGCCCACUGAAGCCAUCGUUAUUGUCUACGACAAUGGAAACGAAAAUGGACAACCCCGGCCAGGCCGUGGAGAUAAAAUGGUCCGAUGGAACAGGAUGCGUCGUAGUCGCCCUCCAUUCGGUGGGAUCCUCUCGGGACGUUUUUGCACUUGGCAAACUAUCGGGCGGCACAAGGCAGCACGGCGACAUGACGAUACUGAAGAUAUAUUUUAG